Caenorhabditis angaria is the source of this 6089-nucleotide messenger RNA. The record is from the annotation of a GenBank genome assembly. Lineage: Eukaryota; Metazoa; Nematoda; Chromadorea; Rhabditida; Rhabditidae.
AUGACUUUUCUGCUGGAAUUGGAGUUGAAUUCGUCGCUGAAAGCGACGAUUCAAAAAUUGGAUGAGGAAGAAUCCAGCAUCAGCAGAAAAAGUAGGUUUUGCCGCCGAAAAUCUUCUUUCCAAAUUCAAUUUUUCCCCAGAACAACCAGAAUUGAUGUUGGAAUUAUGGGAUAAAUUGGCGAAAAAUACGGCGAUGGCUAGAAAAUCGAUUAGAUGGCCGAUUGGACAGGUUUUGCCGGAAGAGGUGGGGAAUUUUUGAGCGGAAAAUUGAAAUUUUUGGGAAAAUUUGGGUCCUGGAGCUGAAAAAUCAACUUUUCUAUUGUCCUUCCGAAAAAAAAGAACCUUGGAAGAGAACCGACAUGGCCUAGGAAACCAAUACUACAGUAGACUUCGCGAAAUUUUGGAGUCUAUUUGAAAAAUAAAAUGCGAAAUUUACACGCUGGCUAUUUGCCAACCAGUUUGAUAUGCAUGUGUCACGUCAUUAUUAGUCUACUGUACGUGAGCGCCAAUUCAAACGGGGGUUCUUUUAUUUUCGGAAUGACAAUAUAUGAAAAAGUGAAGUUUUUGAUGGAUUUUGAGCCUAGAAACUUGAAAACCUUUAAAAAAAGAAAAAAACAAGUGAAAAAUUUCACUGUUUCACAAAUUUUACAAGCUUACUGUUUGGUUAUUUGAUUUUAGUUUGAUCGUUGUGCACAUGUGGUAAUCGAAAAAUAAACAUGAAUUGAAAUCUUUAAAUAAUGAUAUUCAGGUCUCGGGGCGAAAAUUCUGAUUUUUGAGCGGAAAAUUGAAAUUUUUGGAAAAAUUUGAGCCCUGGAGCUCUAAAACCAACUUUUCUAUUUGAAAAAUUGAAAUUUUUGUGAAAUUUUGAGCCCAAAACCCUGAAAACUUUGAAAAAUAGAAAAAAAAACAAUUGAAAAAUUUCACUGUUUCACAAAUUUUACAAGUUUACUGUUUGGUUACUUGAUUUUAGUAGUUUGAUCGUUGUGGUAAUCGAAAAAUAAACAUGAAUUGAAAUCUUUAAAUACUGAAAUUCAGGUCUCGGGGCGAAAAUUCUGAUUUUUUGAGCGGAUUGAAAUUUUUGGAAAAAUUAGAGUCCUGGAGCUCUAAAACCAACUUUUCUAUAUGAAAAAUUUUAAUUUGUGAUGAAAUUUGAGCCCAGAAACUUGAAAACCUACAAAUUUUUGUGUAAAAAAAUUCAAUGUUUCAGAAAUUUUACAAAUUUUCUGUUUGGUUUUUUUUUAAAAUUUAGUAAUUCAGUAUAUGAGGCAAUCGAAAAAUGAACAUGCUUUGAAAUUUCUAAACAAUGAAAUUCAGCUCCCGUAGCGAAAAAUCUGAUUUUUUAAGCUGGAAAAAUGGAAAAUUAAUCAAUUUUGGGUCCUGGAACUGAAAAAUCCACUUUUCUUUAUGAGAAAUUAAAAUUUUCGGGAAAAUUUUAAGCCCUGGAACAUGAAAACCUACAAUCUUGAACUUUUGAACUCCGGAGCUCAGAAAAUUGAUUAUUUGAGAAAAAAAAAUGUGAAAACUUCUUAGUCAAUUCAAAAAAAUGUUAUACAAAAAAUUCACUGUUUCAAAAAUUUCACAAGUCAUUUGUUUACAAGAUUUUUGAUUAUUGAUUUUCUGUAGAUUGAUAUCGGUAAAUCAAUGAAAAUUAAGAUCCACCACCUAAUACUACAUUUUGUGAGCUAAAUCAUGAAAAAUAAACUUUUCUUUAUGAAAAAGUGAAAUUUUUGACGGAAUUUGAGCCCAGAAACUUGAAAACCUACAAAUUUUUGUGUUGAAAAAAAUUCACUGUUUCAGAAAUUUCACAAAUUUUCUGUUCGGUUGUUUUCUUGUUUCAGUCAAAAGAUAGUUUUGUCUUAUAUUCUAGAGUGGAAAAUCUGAUUUUUUGAGCUAAAAUAAUGAAAUUUGAUCCAAGGAGUUGAAAAAUUUAAAUUUUUCACUCUGAAGCUUCAAAUCCUCAGAUUCUGAUGAAAUUCAAACCCAAAAAUGUAUGUGAAAAACCUCGCAGUUCAAAAAAAAUUAUAGAAAAAAUUCACUGUUUCAAAAUUGCUAUGAUUUUUUCUGUUUGGUUUUUUGAUUUGAUAUUAGUUUCCAAUAAGAUAUAGAAAUAUAAGAAUACAUCAAAUUCAGGCUCUGAACCUAAUUGUAAAAUUAAUUUUUUUCUCGAGAAAAAUCGAAAAAUAAACAUUUUAGAACUGAAAAUAAUCACUGUUUCAAGAAUUUUACAAAUUCUUCGAUUUUUCAAUAAUUCGAUAAGUCGAUGUUGCAUUUUUGUGAAACAAAAAUUUCAAAAUUUUACAAGUAAAACAUUCACUGUUUCAAAAUUUGUCUGAAUUUUCUAGAUCUCCUACGACGAUCAAAAAGAAGUGAUUCUACUCAAAGGAAAAACAACAAAAGCUGAAAUUCCAUUACCGUAAGAUUGUUUUCACCAAAAUUCAUAUAUUUCCCACCAAAUUCCCUCCAGAAAAUCAAAAAUCGAUUCACUUACCGCUGUCUCAACUGCAAAAACAUCGACGUCAGCAAAAGUCAAAACAUUCUCAACAUUUGCCGUAAAUCCAAUUGAAACCAAUGAUAUUGGAAAUUUGUCGAAAAGUGUGGAAAGUGUGAUUGAGGGACCUGUGAGUUUUUUUUGGGGAAGAAUUUGGGAAUUUUUGAUACUGAAUUUGCCUAGAAGGCUUACAAUUAAAAUAGCCAAAUUUCGGGCCCUAUGGGGAAAUUUUGAGUUUUGAAGCUCAUGAAAAAUCCCAAAUUUUAUCUAAAAAUGCUGGAAAUCUAGGUUUUCAGAAGGAAAACCCUGAAAAAAGCUUCAAAAAUGAUUUUUCCCAUGUUUUCAUCAGGUUUUCGUGAAAAAAUAAUUUUGAAGCUUUUCAGCAGUUUCAGCUCCUAAAAUCCCGGAUUUUCGAAUUUUGCCACGUCAUAACUCAUAUUAGAAGUUGAGUUCUGUAAUUUUAGACAAUGGAAUAGUGAUUAGCGGGUUGAAAACUACUAGACACUAUAUAUUUUAUUAAAAAUCUAGAGUUGAAGUUCUCUUGUGAGCUCGAAAUGUUGUUUUUGGUUUUCUAGGCCAUCAAAAAACUAGGCCAGGUUUUUUGAAUUUCAAAAAAAAUCCAUUAUUGUCGGAGAAAAUUAUGAUUCUUUAAAAGACCGAAAAUCGCUAAUUUUUUCUAUUUAAAAAAAUUAUGAAAAUUUUGAAACCGGGAAUUUUUUCAGAAAAUUUUUUUUCAAAAAAAUGAAAAUUUUUUUGCUAACAAAAAAGUUAAUUCAAGUCGAAAAAAAAUUUCACUGUUUCAGAAUUUUCAUGAAUUUUUUGAAAGUGUAGUCGAAUGUCUCUGAAAAAAUCUGGAGAAAACCUGAUUUUCUUGAAAUUAAAAAAAAAGGAUAAAAUUACGUUUUUCGGCAAAAAUUUCGAUUCAGCGGGUUUUUCCCAGAAUUUUCUGAAAAUAUCGCAAACAUUAACUAUACUAUUUUUUUCUAUUUGCUAAAAAAAUUAUGAAAAUUUUGAAACAGUGAAAUUUUUUACAAGCUGCAAAACAAGAACUAAGAAUACAUACUAAUGUUUUCUUAUUUUUUUAGGAAAAUUUUGAAAAGUGAAUAUUUUUCGGAGAAAAUUUUGGAAUUUUAAGCUAUAAUUUUUCCAGCUCAAACAAAAACGCUGGAAAAAGUUGGUGACAAGUCUCGAGAGCUUGGAAUCCGGUGCAGCCAGUGGCGCCCUCUCCACCAUCGAACAAUCUCAAUUAGUCGAGGCGAUUCGCGAAUUCGCAGCCGACGCUGACACCGAACAACAAUUCGUCGACGAAAUUCUAAAAUCUGUGAUUUUGGCGCGCAUUUUGACGUAUCGAAAUGAGGAUAAUCUACUGAAGUACUGUAUUGAGAUGGGAAAAUUGGAGUUGGUUGAGAUGAUUUUGGAAGAUGAGCAGAGGGUUGUGUCGGAAAUGGUUUUGGCGAAUUUGUUGAAAUUGGCGGCUGGGUAAGGUGUUUUUGGUGGGAGUUUAUGGGAAAUUGGGAAAAUUUGCGAUUUUUUGAGUCAAAAAGCUUGAAAUUUGAUCUGGAACUUGCUGAAAACCACAUUUUCCACCUUAAAAAAAUUCCAGAAAAUCCGAAAAACGCGCGGAUUUGCUGAAAAUCCUCUCCCGAAAUUUCUCCCGCAAAUCAAUGACCGAACAAACGUCGCAAGUUCUCACAACUCUUGAAUCCAUCGAAAUUAUGCUGGAACUAAUCGAUAUUUAUAAGAGCUUUGAGGAGCCCAAAAAUCAAGAGAAUGUGGCCAAAAAAGCGCUUGGUUUGAUCACAAUUUUGAUGGAUGCACAUGGUUCGAGAAUUAUUUAUGAGGAUGAAUUGCAUCAGAAAUUUGCGCAAAUUUCCAAUUUUAUCAUUGAAAUGGUGGGUUUUUGGGGGAUUUUGAGGGGAAAUUUAAAAAUUUUCGAGAUUUUUUUUAGCUCGAAUUAAUUCCACCUUAACAUUGACCUAAAAAUUGUUGAGAAAAAUAUGUAAAAAUUUUGAAACAGUGAAAUUUUUUGAAUGUAAAAAUUCAAUUUUUGAGCUUGAAAUUAUGGUUUUAAUGAGCAAUUGAUUAAAAACAUUGAAAUUUUUUUUUUGAAAUUUAUUUUGACUAGAAUUCUGAAACAGUGAGAUUUUUAGUGAAAAAAUUGACCUAAAAUUUGAAAAUCUUCGAAAAUUGUUCAUGUAAUCAACAAUUACCCUUGGAAUUAAGUAUGUAGAAAUUUUGAAACAGUAAAAUUUUUUAAAUGUAAAAAUUCAAUUUUUGAGAUUGAAUUCAUCAUUUUGGUGAGAAAAUGAUCUAAUAUUUGUGGUGUCAUCGACUUGACAAUUAAUGAGAAAAAUAUACAAAAAUUUUGAAACGGCGAAAUUUUUAAUGUUAAUUUUUUGAAUGUGUUACAGAUCUGGAUUAUCAAACCGCAUUCAUCAAAAUUUAAUAUUGAAAUUUUUGAAACAGUGAGAUUUUUUUUAAUGUGAAAAUUGAUGUGCAAUUCAUAAAAAACAUUGAAAUUUUCUACUAGAAAUUUAUUUAUACUAGAAUUCUGAAACUGUGAGAUUUUUAGUGAAAAAAAUUGACCUAAAAUUUGAAAAUUUUUGAAAAUUGUUCAUCACUCUACCCAACGAUUGACCUAAAAACUGUUGAUAAAAAUAUUUAGAAGUUUUGAAACAGUAAAAUUUUUUAAAUGUAAAAAUUCAAUUUUUGAGAUUGAAAUCAUGAUUUUGAUGAGAAAUUGAUCUAAAAUUUCUAUCAUCAUCGACUUAAAAAUUUAUGAGAAAAAUAUGUAGAAAUUUUGAAACGGUGAAAUUUUUUUUAAAUAUAAAAGUUCAAUUUUUGAGCUAGAAGUCAUGGUUUUAAUUUUUUUAUCUAGAAUGCUUUUUUGUGAAAAUUGAUCUAAAAAUUGAAAUUUUCCAAUUUUUAUUGACACGAACUGAAUGAAAAAAUUAUAAGGAAAAAUAUACAGAAAUUAUGAAACAAUGAAAUCUCUAGAAAUUUUUUUUUUGAAUUUUUGAGCUUGUUUUUUUUAUGCCUCUGGUGAGAAAUUGACCAAAAAAUGUGUUUUGUCUGCCUCAUAAACUCAAUCGACUUAAAAAUUAAUGAGAAAAAUAUGUAGAAAUUUUGAAACAGUGAAAUUUUUUAAAAUAUAAAAGUUCAAUUCUUUUUUGUGAAAAAUUGAUCUGAAAAUUGAAAUUUUCCAAUUUUUAUGGACACGAACUGAAUGAAAAAAUUAUAAGGAAAAAUAUACAGAAAUUAUGAAACAGUGAGAUUUUUUUGAGUUGGAUUUUGUUGGAAUUCAAGAUGAAAAUUUGAAUUUCUUGAAUUUUUAUAUAAAAGCUUGAAAACUGAGAUAUAAAUUUUUUGACUAGAUUCUAGAUCAGAAAUUUCAACCUGAAAAAUAACCUGAAAAUUCCAGAUUUCCCCCUCAAUUUUCAGCCCGAAAAUUCUGAAAUUCCUCCCAUUUUUCCAGCAAUCCCUCCUCGGAACUUUUGCCAAAUUCGAAACCAAAAACGAAGUUUCAAAACUCGACGACGAUUUCUCGCAAAAAUGCAUUGUUCGAAAAAUUCAACUCGUCAAACACAAACUUGCUUGGUAA